GCCCCCUCGCCCGUUACAACACCGCUACAGCAACCUUCAUGAAUCAAUCACGUUGGUCUUGCUAUCCCCGGUAAUCGGAGGAACUUAUGAACAGGCACAUGUAGUCAGCCAGCUCGGUUUCCAGUACACCCCAUAUCAUUUCACAUGUUUGCACCGCACGGAUAAUGGAUAACGGUCUGAUGAAGAACGACGCCGUGGCUCAUGCACGACUACUGUAGCCAGAAAAGCUGCUGUGUAUGCCGCAGUACGCAGCACUUUGCAAUUCAUUCGUCUCUCACGCUUGGCUCUCAACCAACGUCUGUUCACUUGCCCGCCUUCGUUCAGUCCUCCCUCGACUGCGUGUGAAAACUUUUGCCCGGUCGUCACACUUGCAGCGCUUAAUAAUCUUUGCUAAUUCCUGGGUCUGCCCUGCAACUUUUCCCCAGAAAACGGCUGCUGCCCACCGGACACUACAAAUCACCUAUUUAUCUUCUAGCCUGAAACAAGUCUCAAAACACGCAGCAACAGAUUUCAUCAUCCACUCGUCUUGAACUUCUGUUUCGAAGAACCCCAAUCGUACCCGCUCGUUCCCUCCCCCCCCUCGCACCAAUGGAUCACAAUGGUAUGGCCGGUAUGUCUGGCAUGUCGAUGGAUCAGAUGACCCGUCCUAAACCCGAACACAGCGGAAUGGGGAUGAUGAUGAACACGUUUUUCAUUGCCGGAAAUCCCACUGUACCCCUGUGGUUCGAUGGCUGGACGCCAUCCAGUGGCGGCGCGACCUUCGGAGCCUGUUUUGGAUUGUUUGUGUUGACAGUAGCUGUCAAGCUCUUGGGGGCCCUCCGUCAUCAAGCUCACCUCGCAUGGUCGAUGUCCAAAUGGCACGACAGCGGGCUCACGACGCACCAAACGAUCGACAAGACCAAUGACCAUGCGACCCCUCAACCCGGCUCGCUUCGACCCACCAAACCCGCAGUCCCCUGGAGCGCUCAACGUGACAUACCUCGGGGUAUCCUGGCUGCGCUCCAUGUCGGUCUUGAAUAUUUCCUCAUGUUGGCCGUCAUGACGUUCAACGUCUACUUCUUCGUCGCUAUCGUACUUGGCCAUUUCGUCGGCGAGGUGGCCUUUGGAAGAUGGAGCACUGUCCAGGGAGCUCAUUGCUGAUUUCUCUCGGUCUUCACCCCGCAAAACUAAUGGCUACUCUACUCUCGCCAUCGUACAACUCCCCGCUCGUCGCCUAGCAACUGCCCAUCUUUCUCCUCUCUCCCAUCUUUCUUCUUUCUCCCAUAUUUCUAAAUUCAGUCCAUCAUCUAUUCGUCCUUCCCUGAUGAACCAUUUUAAUUUUCUACUAUUUCAUUCAACCUUUCUCUUAUGAGCAUGUAUUAAUUAUACGAACAUUACAAGUGCUCUCGCAUGCCUAUCUAUCAAUUUCAGUUCUCGCGCUCUGGUUUCCGAUGCAUCUUGCAUCCAUGUUUCUUCUCACUGUCCGAGCAAGAGAGGAGGAGGAAGAAGCCGUUCCCUCUUGUGCUCUCCACAUACGGCCAGAGUUGACUGGCUGAGAUCUUCUUGGCAUCCUUGCCAA
Puccinia graminis f. sp. tritici CRL 75-36-700-3 is the source of this 1558-nucleotide messenger RNA. RefSeq lists its product as uncharacterized. Lineage: Eukaryota; Fungi; Basidiomycota; Pucciniomycetes; Pucciniales; Pucciniaceae. The transcript has 3 exons. Gene Ontology annotation, biological process: copper ion transmembrane transport; intracellular copper ion homeostasis. Gene Ontology annotation, cellular component: plasma membrane. Bases 589 to 1140 code for a protein of 183 amino acids. The record is from RefSeq and is a predicted model, not a curated record. Gene Ontology annotation, molecular function: copper ion transmembrane transporter activity.